ACAAUUAACCUAUAUAAAGGAUGUUCGUUCAAUUCCAAAACUACGGUGGCCGAGAAGCGUUAAAUGGCGAAUGACCCGAAAUAUCUCUUCGCUUUUGACGUCACUGAAAUAAAGUCUGCUUGUUCAUCCCUCACACGGGAGAAUUGAUUUGUCUGCAAAGAUUGCAUUUUUGUCAUGCCCUCCUCGCUGUUUACUUUAAAAGCCCCCCGCCCCCCGAUUUAGUUAGCCCCGACGGCUAGUCCCAAUGAAAUGCCGUCUUCUUGUCGGGACUCUCCACCGAGGGUUCGCCCGGCUAAUUACGCCGCGUUAGCUUUAGCAUUAGCCAUCAGCGCACCGUCACUGACAUCACUCGGACAUGAGUUGUCGUACUCAUAACUUUACUUUUCGCCCAAACGACGUUUAAUGGCGUUACGUCGCGACCAUGGAGACCGAGCGGAGUAACUGCAGGCCGAGUUCGGUGGACAAUAGCUAAUAGCUAGCUAAAGCAAAUUGAACGCUUUUCUCCUGGGAAAAAAAAAAAAAAAGUAGGCUUGCAGUGGGAUUUUGGAGCCGCGUAUAAAAUGAUAAGAGCAGCAGCAUGGUUGACAGCUGUAAACACCCUGCAGGCUUUCACCUCUAAGGUUUAGGCCAAGUCAUGUCUUCAAGUUCUGCAUGGACAAGGCUUGGUGCUGAUGACAUGGACCUCGACACGUCCGAGGACGGUCUCAGCAACGGUGCCUCUGUCGCUCCUGGGGAUCACCCGGCGACCAGCAACGACGGCAUGUCCGACUUCUCCACCAGUGACAUCUCACUCCCCGAAGUCUGCGUCACCACCAACUUUGAGGAGACAAUGAGCAAUGAGGUGCAUCAAGCUUAUAGGAUCUUUUCUGGCUUUCUCCUGGACAAACACAAGGCAAUUGCCGGACUGUUCCUCCACGCCGUGGGGCAUCAGGAGGCCCAGUCCGGUGUCGGUGGCGUCUGUGCCUCGGGUCAGGCGAGGCUCAAACAGUCCAUGUGCUUGCGGAGGAUAGAAGAGAAGUUCAUCAACCUGGAGUAUCAUAGCAUAACGGAGUUUGUGGCUGACUUCAGGCUGAUGUUGGAGAACUGCUACCGCUACCAUGGCGUGGACCACUGGCUCUCCAAACAGGGUCAAAAGUUGGAGAUCAUGCUAGAACAGAAACUCACACUACUGUCCAGGACUCUUCGUGAGAAGACCACUUUGGCAGUCACCUCCAAGGGGCGUUUUGGCACGGAGGAGGAGCGAGCUCCAGGAGGAACCUCCACAAGGAGGCGAUCUUCAUCUCGAAGCUUGACGACUAUCACUGUGGGUGGGCAUGAGUCGGUCAUGGUGCAGGCCCUCAGGAUGGAAGAGCAACAGAGGGCAAAGGAGGAGAAGAGGCAACGCGAGCUGGAGAAAAAAGAAGCAGAAGAAAUGUCGGCCAAAGCGGUGGAAGAGUGGGAGCAGAGUUUACUGACGCAGGCGUCCCCCCACACGAUAGACACCCUGUGGGAAGUCCCCGCCAUAGGCCACUUCCUAUGCCUGGCACAGACGGUGCUCAACCUACCAGAGAUUGUAUUCUUUGAACUGGAGCGCUGCCUACUGAUGCCCCGCUGCAGCAGUCUCCUCUCCAAAAUAAUGUCAUCCCUCCUGUCACCAUGCCAGCGGCGGGCCACCUUGCACCGCCGACCAGCUCUGCCGUACCGCCGUUGGGAGGCGGAGCUCAGGCAGCGCGUCAAGGGCUGGUACCGGAGUAUCGGGGGUGCUCGCGAUCAGCCGGCUCGGGCCGAGCAACUCGGACUUUGCCAUCAGUUUUUCCACAACCUGGGCGAGGCGAGUCCCUUGGAGGAGAAGCCGUUCCACUCGCUGCCUCUCCGCCAGCGAGUGUGGCUCCUCAAAGGCUUGUGCGACAACGUGUAUGAGACCCAGAAGGAUGUUCAGGAUGCCGUGCUGGCCCAGCCCAUACACGAAUGCAGGGAGUCCAUCUUGGGCUAUGACAGCAAGGACAACGCCUACAUACAUUUCCCCCAUUUCUGCGGGGCGGACUUGAGGAUCUAUUGCCAGAGCCCCAGCGCACCUCCUCCUUUUCCUUUCCCUUCAGCGUUGGUGAGACGGCUCGACCUACACGUUGAAGAUACCGACGUGCUGAAAGACACCGCAAUGCACAUUGACACCUCUGGUGAUUUGGGGAACACAUUGAAGUAUUUUGUCAAAGAAAACGGAGACGGGCAGGAACACAAAGAGAAGUUUUGGCCUGUAAAGAAAGAAGACGUGAGGUGUCAGUCACUGUCGUCGGAUGGAGACUCCAGUGAUGAGUUAAGCCGAAAUUGGCGCACUAGCUGCUUUGUUUCAAAAGGACAAAUAAAACAAACUACCGAAUCGGACCGUCAAUCCACAACACUAAAAGAAGGCCUUUCCUUGGGUUCUGUGCGUCCUAUAAAUGAAGAGACUCAAAAUCCUUGUCUGAAUGUAGGGGAAUACACCUACACAGGUAGGUCACCCGCUCGCUGUGCGGACACCACCGAUUCAUCCUGCAGAUCGUCGAGGGUCAACACGGAAGGAGAAAACCUGAACACGGGACACCAGCAAACGACUCCCUGUUUGAAAUGUCGAAGAACUCUCAAAUCGGUGCGGCGAGGUUGCAACUGCCCGCCUAUCCAAAACACCAGCGAUGAAGACGAGCUCCGCGAUAGGAUGUGGUCUAAAAAAAAGAAAUGCAAGAAAAAGCGAGGAAGGGGGCGGCCACGGGAAGGGCAAAACCUUGAGGCAGCUGAAUCAGCAUUACAGGGAAUUACCGCCAGCAUUCAGAGGAAAGAUAAAAGGAAAAAACAGAAAGAAGGAAAAAAAGGUGAAUCUGCAAAGAAAAUUAAAGACAAACCUUCCAUUGAGCCGGCGUUUAAGUUGGUUUGCACCAGUUUGCAGGAGUUGCGUGAGCUCAUCAGCAAAAUUGAAGACGAGCUCGACGACCUGGAGAGCACAAAAAAUCAAUUGGAUCGAUGGUUUUUAAGAAAACAAUCUGUGAAAGAGCUCCACAGCACUCUAAUCAGACUACUGAAUGAGCUCUCACCCUGGGAACCAAAACUUGUGAAGGCCCACCAAAGAAACAGGCUUCGAUUGAAGAAGGAGUUUGAUGAUUUCAAGAAACAUCCAGAAUAUAAUAACUUUAUUCGAGAGGAGUGUUUGUCAUCAUCGUCCUCGUCAUCUGAAGAUGAAGAAGAUAUUCCUUUGUUUGAUCGCCAGCGAGGCUCAGAAGAUGAAAUGGAACACGUAGUUCCGAAAGGUCUCUGGACUGGAGCAAGCACUAAGGACUUGGAAGCUGAAUCUGUUGGUGAGAGAUCACCCACCUUUGGAAUCAACCAAGAAACUUCUGAACAAUCGUCAAGAGUUCAGGCUGACAGCAGUUUUGCCCCCCCGGACAUUGAUACAAAGUCUAAAUGUGAAAUCAUUCAGUCCGACACCGCGGGAAAGCCCGUCCUGGAUUCAUCGGCAUCCAAACUUCAAGUUGUCCACCUCAGCCCCGGACUACCUAAAGGGUACACGCCCAUCCCCACCCUGCUUGCCAAGAGCGUGGGCAACAAAGUGACCUUAUUAAAACGACCUGUGGAUUACUCAGGGCUCAACAACGCCGAUAGACAAACCAAGGGACCAUCAAGCUCCCUGGCUUCAUCUACAGCGGCGAUUUCAAAACCACAUCCACAAACUACUCAAUCCAUUUCGGAACAAAACUCACUACAAGGCAAAUGUGCAAUUCGACAAACCGCAACGGUCAAAGUGUCAGCAGCACCGCUCACGACGGAUUGGGCUAAAGGAAGUCAGACUUUAUUGCAAACUCCUCUCCAAGUAGCGUCGAAUGUUCCUGAAGGCCCGGACCAACUUGUCAGACAAGGGGGAAGCAAUUCAGUGCAAUCUCUUCUCGACUACGGCAGACAGGAGAAGAUGAUGCCGCAGGUGGUCAUGAUGCCUUCCAAACACGUCAUUGAAAAUUCCAAGGAGCAACAGUCGACGGGACCCAUGUACCUGUCCACCAGUGUGUCUGGCUUUACAAUUCCUGACAACGUUCAGCCAGCGGAUGUCCGGACAGUGAAGACCCCUUCCCUUUUUUCCCCGCCUUGCCAGCAGCACAGGACCCAAAACGUACCCGGGUUCCAGGUUGCGCAACCUUCUCAAUCAAGCACUUCAAGUCCUUCAUCCAUAACGUCGACAACCACCUUGGCCUCGACUUUGCCCCCUGAUCUUCCAGAACAUAAACAGGAACUUAAGACAAUAUGCAUACGUGAUUCACAGUCCAUCCUCGUGACCACGAGAGGAGGCAACACAGGUAUUGUCAAAGUCCAGACAUCAUCUGCCCUGAAUGCACUUGAUGGUUUGUCCACCAGUCCCAUCAUCACCAUUUCACCUCAGUUUAAAGCUUUCCUUGUGUCCAAAAGCGCUGAGGCGUCUUCUGUCCCCUUUCAGAAAGAUUCUACAACAGUAGCCCAAUCGCAGAAGCAGCUUCCGUCAGUAUUCAAGUCCUCUGCCAUCACAAAUCUUACAGACCCAAGUAGUUUGACUUCAGUAGUGCCGGUUCCAGGAAUUUCAGAUGUUCCUACAAUUACAAGAAACAUCUACCACCCUUCGCAGACGUUAGCAACCCAUUCUCUGGUGGUAAAAAAUCCUGCUGAUGUUACGGCACCAACCGAGGUAGUUGGUCAGUCCGGUUUGAAGCGACCCAACACAGAGGAGCAACCCAAAGUUACCAAAUUUAUCCUGGUUAAUCCCUCCUCCUCCUCUCGCGCCUGUACUGUAGCUGUUCCAAAAGACACAUCGACGAAUCCGCCGCUUGGUUCAAGAGUCGUAGUCAUCAACCAACCUUCCGUGACGCCAUCCGGUGCUUUAAUGGGAAGUGUUAUAACGCAGUCCAAGACAGCUGGCGUGAAAGGACAACAGAUAACUACGUCUUUAUCAAGUCAAACUCAGAAGAUGGGAUUAAGCCCCGGCUUCGACUCAAAUGCGUUGUCAAAGGGAAAGAACGUUCCGCUUCCAGCAGGACUUCAGAUCCAGUUGUCAGGGAUGACGACAACCAUCGGACAGAGCAUCGGUGCCCUGUCGCGUUGCACUUCCCAAAGCACGCCGGUAUCGGUCCCGGCAACCACCUCUCAAUCAACCCCAUUCACAAAGUCAAAUCCUGUCACCAGCUGUCUUAGCCAGCUUGUCGCUAAUUCUACUCUGACCAGAACCUCUCAACCCAGUCCUUCACAAUAACCGCCGAACUCGGCUCUUUGAUUUCUAACUC
Molecule: messenger RNA, 5249 nt
Organism: Syngnathus acus (greater pipefish)
Lineage: Eukaryota; Metazoa; Chordata; Actinopteri; Syngnathiformes; Syngnathidae
Exons: 10
Coding region: 635-5218 (1527 amino acids)
Molecular function (GO): protein binding
Source: RefSeq, a predicted model, not a curated record